Molecule: messenger RNA, 6925 nt
Organism: Brienomyrus brachyistius
Lineage: Eukaryota; Metazoa; Chordata; Actinopteri; Osteoglossiformes; Mormyridae
Gene: cdk16
Product: cyclin-dependent kinase 16
Exons: 18
Coding region: 811-2583 (590 amino acids)
Biological process (GO): neuron projection development; exocytosis; protein phosphorylation
Cellular component (GO): cytoplasm; nucleus; synaptic vesicle
Molecular function (GO): protein kinase activity; ATP binding
Source: RefSeq, a predicted model, not a curated record
ACUACUGGAUUAUAAUUUAUCAGUGUAUUACCGUAUUACAAAAUAUUUCUCAUUUUGGACCUUUAAGGUAUAAUAGGGACGAAAAAGAGCUAUCGCUGAAUUGUAAAUAAUCGUUGCAUUUCACAUUAGAUUCUCUUCAAACGUUGUGUGGGACAAAAGUCGGGUCUGGGUUUUGUUGAAGAACGUCAGUUAGUCGACUACAUCCUGGCUAUUAAUAUUGUGAAAAAUUAGCUGCAUCGCAUUCCAGCGCACGUUUAAACACGAAGUCGCCUGGCUAAAGUUCUGCAAAUAUAAGUACCGCAAAAUAAAAAGCUGUCCGUGGACGAUGAGAUAUUCUGCAAAAGGGAAAAUUGCAGUUUGAAUUUAGAUGACUUUUUAGGGUUAGCCUGCUACCUACUGUACAUUAGGCUCGCCAGCCACCGUAGUUCACGCUGAAAGUGAGUGUCGGAAUUAUUAUAAAUGUAGGAGCCGGUUCGGUAAACGUGGCGCUUCCACUGUAUUGGCGUGAACCUUGGAAAUGGUCGUCAUGACUGCUGCGUUUGUGACGUUGCCGAGUUUAACGGUAGAACGCGGGCCGAUGUUCUGUUGGAAUUAGCUAGUCUUACGUCACACUUAUAACGGGCACUACCGGAGAGUGGAAAGAGGACACUGCUGCCGACUUGGUCCGUCUCUCAUGCCUCCAAUGGUGGUGUGAUUAAGUCUGGCAUAUUUCUCUACGACUGGACCACAACUUACUGUGGUGGAUGGCACAGAGAUUGAACAGUGGCUGCCUCUCCCCCCUCUGCAUCUCGCCCCCCCCUUCCUCCUCUGAUGGACCGCAUGAGGAAGAUUAAACGGCAGCUGUCCCUCACGUUGAGGGGGGGUAACAGUGGGGACAAGAGUCUGAGCGAGACCAUCAGCUCACAGGACACCGCACACAGCGAUUCGGACGCCAUGUCAGUGCGGGGCAGUGGUGGUGUGCGGGGCGCAGUGCGGGGCGCAGUGCGGGGCGCUGGAGGCUCCUUCAGCAUGCACUCCCUGCUGCAGUCGUACAGCUCCAGCCUGCACCGACCCCGUGGCCUGGGCCGCAGCCUCAGCUCCUAUCUCAACCACGCCACACGCCUGGAAAUAGUGCAUGAGGAUGUCAAGAUGGGCUCAGAUGGGGAGAGUGACAAAGCAUCUGCCACAUCCUCCGAUGAAGUUCACAGUCCGGUCCGAGUGAGACUGAGGAACAACCCAACCCGCAAGAUCUCCACAGAGGACAUCAACAAGCGCCUGUCGCUGCCAGCAGAUAUCCGGCUGCCUGACAGCUACCUGGAGAAGUUCAGCCUGAACAGUCCGCUGUUCGACAAGCCGCUGAGCCGCCGGCUGCGAAGGGUCUCCCUGUCGGAGAUCGGCUUCGGGAAACUGGAGACCUAUGUGAAGCUGGACAAACUUGGAGAGGGGACCUACGCCACUGUAUACAAAGGCCGCAGCAAGCUGACUGACAACCUGGUGGCCCUGAAGGAGAUCAGGCUGGAGCAUGAGGAGGGGGCUCCCUGUACUGCCAUAAGAGAGGUUUCCCUGCUGAAGGACCUGAAGCACGCCAACAUUGUGACUCUCCAUGACAUCAUCCACACACAGAAGUCCCUCACGCUGGUGUUCGAGUACCUGGACAAAGACCUGAAGCAGUACCUGGACGACUGCGGCAGCUGCAUCAACAUGCGUAAUGUCAAGCUCUUCCUGUUCCAGCUGCUGCGUGGCCUUAACUACUGCCACAGGCGCAAAGUCCUCCACAGAGACCUCAAGCCCCAGAACCUGCUCAUUAAUGAGCGCGGCGAGCUCAAGCUGGCUGACUUCGGUUUGGCUCGGGCCAAGUCCAUCCCCACCAAGACUUACUCCAAUGAGGUGGUGACGCUGUGGUACCGCCCACCGGACAUCCUGCUGGGCAGCACUGACUACUCCACCCAGAUAGACAUGUGGGGGGUGGGCUGCAUCUUCUAUGAGAUGUCCACAGGCCGACCCUUGUUUCCCGGUUCCACCGUGGAGGAAGAGCUUCACUUUAUCUUCAAACUGCUGGGUACGCCCACGGAAGUCACUUGGCCUGGAAUCACCUCCAACGAGGAAUUCAUCUCCUACAACUACCCCCGCUACAGACCUGACUGCCUGCAUAACCACACGCCCCGACUGGACAAUGAAGGGGUAGACCUGCUUUCCAAGCUGCUGCAGUUUGAGGGGAAGAAGCGCAUCUCUGCUGAGGAGGCUAUGAGACAACCCUACUUCCACUGCCUGGGAGAGAGGAUCCUCACACUGCCUGACAAGAAUAUCUGCCAGGGCCAGGGCCUUCCAGAGCCCCACUUAGAUCAACCUCAGUGUGAAAUUCACGCUUCAUCCUUCAGACAGCCCCGAACAUUCCAGCUCUACUUCUAUUUUUGCACUUCAAGACGUUCAGCUGGAGAAGGAGCCUGGCAUGCGGAGCAGCUCACUCACAGACUCAGUGAACAGCACAUCCAGACGGCAGAGCCUGCUCUUCUGAAUGUCAGACACGUAGAAGAACAAGAGAGUCAGAGACUGACGGGGAUGUUUGUUUUUUUUUGUGUGUGUAAUGAAGGGAUGCAUAUUUAACUUGUAACCUUUAAAUUUUUCGACCGCGUAAUGGGUAUUUAGUACACAGAGGGUUUAUUAGCUGUUUACAUGUGAGAUGAAGUCAAGGCUGGGGGGGGUGACGGGGUUCUACCACUCACCCCCCAGCUCUGCUCAAACUUACAUUCGAGUUUACCAUGACAAUCAACACUCGCGCCAUCAUUUUCCCUGCUUUUCACACUGAUGUACAGCAGUCGUGUGACACUCAGUGGACUGCGGGUGACCGAGCCCAAAUAAUAACACCCGUAACUAACAGAUCACGACGUCAGUGGUGAAGCCCAAAGAGUCGAUGUGAAAACGCAAAUGAAGCAAGUCACAGGCUGUGUGGUGAAAACAUGGAAGGAUGGUGAUAGUGUUCUGUGUAUCAGUGUUAAACGUGGAGGGAAACGUGGUGAAGUCACGUCAUGCUAGUACUGUAGACUCCUCACUUCGGUCUUCCUAUGUCCCUUCUAUUUGGAAUGCUAUUUCUACUCAUCCCCACUUAAGCCAUAGCAAAUGGUAGAGUUUGUGACGGACGGCAAUAUUCUGUUCCAUUGCAGGGUUUUGGCACAACCUCCUCGUUCUCUCUGUUUGUAUGUUCAUUCUUGUGGUUGGCAUGUAAUCAACUUGUAUGCCAUCUUAUAUGCUCACCUGAGAGACGUGAAUUUGUUCUUCUUUGUCUGUAGUCCUGAUUUAAGCACAGACUCCCCCCCCCCCUCCCUUUUGGAGUGGCAAACCCAUGCAUGGUUACCCUCCUUGCAGACCUUGCCGGAGAGGCACACGGGUGCCGGUGUAUUGCCUACUCUGGAAUACUUUCAGGCGGCCACAUUUCAGUGCAUGGGAUCACAUGGCUUCCAUUGAGCUUCACCCCAUGCCAACACGUGCACCAUAUUCACGCCGGGAAUCUCGCCCUAACCCUUAGAGGGAGUGCAGAGGCAGUUAAGGUAUUUUUGUGCCAUUGGCGGGGGUGGGGGGGGGGGGGGGAGAGAACUGUGGAAAAUACUCUGGAUAUGAAUUGAGAUGGCAGGUCACUCACAGCUUCUGAAAAUCCGGCUUAAUAUACAUUUUUCCCUCCUGAGGAAUCGUAACUGUUUUAACUGUCCUUACAAAAGCAUACUUUUUUUAACAUCCAUGUCUGAAAUUAUAUCCCAAGACACAGACCCCAGUAUGUAUUAAUAUAUUCCAUAACAAAAUCAUUUUUUCUCACACUCAGACUGUUAAGAUAAUAUUGGCCCUAAUAUAUCACAUUACCAUUAGGUAACCCUGACUGUAAUUCAGUGUUAACCUAAAACAAUAUUUUGAUGGGAAGGACCCUUUGCUGACAAAAAUGACAGUCCUGUUAGCUAAUUGGGUUUCGAAUGCAUGUUGGCUGAUCUUUCUCUGAAUUGGACCUGGCUGUCAGGCUGUGAGCCACCCUGUCAGAGAUGCUGCAGAUUUUACCCAUGUGAUGAACAGCAGGUGUCUUUUUCUGAAGGGUGGGGGGGACUGGGGGAAUCUGCAGUGCGGAGAAUCCGCCCCAGCGAAGGCUCAGCAGGGAACUGUGCAGCAAACGGACCUCCUAUCCAUGUUACAGUGGAAUUAUAAAGUAUCGUUUUGUUAUCGUUGACAGUGAUACCGUCACGAUCUUGUUUUAAGGAGAAAAUGUUGUUUCACCACAGGAUUCAUAACCAGUGUCGGUAAUUUUGUUCCAUUUGUUAAUAUUUUCUUCGGAUGAAGGCGACAGUGGUCCUUUCGUGUCAGAACACCUUAGGAUUCCGGAGGUCACUGUGCGACGGCAAAAAUGGCUGUUUGCGGCUGUGAAAUGGCCUCCUGUUUCAUGAUGCAAUAACUGAAUUAAACCGUAUGAGAGAGUUCUGUGUUUAUGGGGAUGAACUGACUGCUUUGUAGGUCUGUGUUUUUAGGUGAGUACGAGAAUAUUUGCAGGGGACGGGGAUCAACAAAGCUGAAGGCCGAUUUUACCACCCGAUUACUCUUGUUUUAUAGAUCCUGAUAUUUUGGUAUUACUUUAUAUGUUUUCACUCUGUAAAAGACUGUUUAGAGCCUGUGACACAAGCUUGUAAAAUGCUUCUGAUGAUAAAUAUGAAUAGGCUACAUUGUUAAAGUUUAUAAUUAUCUUUUUACUUGUGUUCCUUUGAAUAGAAUUUUAUAAAUGGCCAGUUCAUAUAAUCAUCUAAAGUGAAGCGAUUCACACGUUUUGCAUUGCUUAUGCAUUUUACGUGUUACUGAAGGAAUUUUAAAUUGGAGUGAGAUAAAGGCAAGUGGACAGUAACAUCUCUGCUGUGCAGCUGACUGCUCUCCAGCUGCCUCUUCAUACUGGCCAAUCGUGAGCAAGAGAGGCAGAAAGGGAGGGACAGCAAGCAUGAGUAUGCAGCAUGUCUACUGCAAAAGCCUAAACGCACGCAAUAUCAUUUCCACACCUUAGGAGCCAUAACAAAACCAUUGGAGGGACAAAGAAUAAAUGUUAACCUAGCAAAGCAAUAUGUAAAUGCACAAUUGGUAGAUGCCUGUGAGAUGUUUAGCCAGAUGUUCCUGUUGUAGGCACAGCAACUUGAAAGGAAAGGGCUGGCUUUUAACUCUGACUGUACUCAUGUUGGACUUCCAGGAUACGCACUGUUUGUACCAGUCUAGGACUGGGCCGUCUUGUGUUACCGAUGCACUGCUGAUGUUUUUUUUUUUUGUUUCCCAAAUGGAGGUAAAUGAGGAUAAUCACAAUGCUGUUUUAUUUUCUGGCAAAAUGCUUCUGUUGGUUCAUUUCACUGCAUUGUGCCUGCAAUAUAAUACAAAAGGUACUUUUUGCAGCGAAUGAACUUUUUUCCUGCUUUGCUCCAGAGUGGAAUGAGAUGGCUGGAGCUUGGAAAGUCAGACACAUCCCUGAUGCUUCUCUCUGGCCUUGGUGGCGCUGUAGUUCGAUACUCAGAACUACACUCUGAGGGUCACUGUUGUGCGGAACUUCCUGUCUUGAUUACCCAUCGCUUCCAGGAAAGCAAAUUUGCAAGUAUGGGUUAUUUGGGACUAAAAUGGGAGUCUGUUCAGAGACCUGAUCAACAUCAGAGAGAUGCACCAACUGACAUGUUGAAGGAGUUAUAGGAAUUAGUAGACACCCUAUCAUCCAAUAAUAAACUAAUAUGUCAAGCGGUUGUGUUUUAAGGAAAGCUGGGAGUGAUUACAGGCAUCAGUCAGAGAAGCCUGGAUUCCCUGUCAGCGGCAGACAAGCAAAUGCAUUCCUUGUUUACAUGAAUUGAUUUCAUGGGGCUCAGAUCCAUUUUAUGCUAGUCUUCAACUAACUGUGGGAAGAUAGAGGAUAAAUAGUUUCCAUUUGCAUUAGGAUUAUCUUCAUUUGAUAUUCCAGACACUUCUAUUUAUUGUUCAAGUGAAAUGCUUUCAUAACUUGAAAACAAGCUGUUAUUCACAUCAUAUUUUUAAUUAUAACCAGAUAAUGGCAAACAUAUUUUUUACUAUGGUAUAUAUUGUAAUUAAAAACUGAAGGUACAGAACAUUUUGGAUUAUAUAUAGGGCACAUCAGUUGCUGUGAACAAUUAUUAUAGGUGUGCCUUAUACUCAAAAUACAGGAUCAAACCUAUAUUUUAUGUUAGCGAUGUACACAAUUGGCUUACUCAAACCUCAGUCGUAAUUGCUUUAUGAAUUGUAUCAAUUUACGUAAAAAAAAAACUCCUUUGUAAGCUGCUGUAACUGCUGUCGCCUGGUGGAUGCAGCUGCUCAUCCGCCCUCGAGCAGCCUAAAGUCCGUAUGACUCUAACUUAUUGCUACCGGUUUAGAAAGAAACCUGUGCGUUGCGUUUGUACAGUGGAAAUUAAGCCUUUUGUGUGUCUCAUGUAAUUUCUGAAAGUGAAUCAUUGUCACUACACAGUCUAAUACAAUAAACAUUCGAAGUUGAAACAAAUGUUGAAAAUAUUUGUAUUUACAGGAUUUCAAUAAAAGUUGGACAGACACAAUACUGGAAAUUCCGUGUUGAACAAUUAAAUGUAAUGUAUUGAAAAGCUACGAAAUACAUAUAUAUAAUCUUAUGUCCAGUAAAUGUGUAUUGUACAGCAGCUUUCUAUCACUGGCUGUUCUUAGCUUUUUUUUUCAAAAGUGUAAUACCAAAGUUAUCCGCAAGCUUGCAUGAGGUCUCCCAGAAUUUGCUCAAUGAUGAACGCUGCCUACAGUUUUUCAGAUCAGCUGGUCAACUACUGUCAAGUUGCUGCAAUGUGUAGAUUACUGUGUUGUGUCCUUAUAUUAAGAAAUAUAAAUCAAUUUUUAUUACUCGAAUAUAUAAACUAUGUGAAGAUGUUAUUCAACGUAUUCAAAGUAUAUUGUUCAAUAAAACGAAGAAACUUUCUCUAAA